GAUGUACUGUUGGUAGGCGGCACAGAACAGGAAAUAGUGACAAUGAAUGAUGCAGCUUCAGCUCCACAGUGCAAACAUUUGUAAAUUAUCAAUAUUCAGGUAUAUAUAUGUCUAUUAACAUGCACUAUUAGAUGAGUUUCAAACCGGACGCUUGUUUUACUGGACUUCUGAAGUUUAAUCCCAGCAAAUAAUAUCGUUUUGACGCAAUGGGGGAGGUUGAGCUGUCCUGUCUGGCCUAUGUGAAGAUGUACCUGCAUGGCUGUCUGUUUCCACGGUGCAGUGUCAAUGGGCUGCUGUUGUCGUCCAGCCCAGCAGGUGGUGCUGUCUGUGUGACAGACUGCGUGCCCCUGCUCCACUCUCACCUACCUUUGGCUCCCAUCACCCAGCUGGCUCUCACACAGGUGGAUGUAUGGUGUGCACAGACACAGCAGAGGAUUGUAGGAUACUACCAAGCCAACGCCUGUGUGUCAGACAGCAGCCCUACGCCAUGUGCAUUGAAGAUUGCAGACAAGAUUGCCGAGCAGUGUAACAAUGCAGUUUUGUUAAUGAUUGAUGGUGGAAAGAUGUCUCCUGACUACAGGGUGCCUCCCAUAGUGAUGUAUGAGCGGAAAGACACCCGCUGGACCCUCAAAGACAAACACACGAUAAUGCUGCGGCAGUGGGAGGAGACUCGGGAAAUAGCCAGCCAGCUGCUGGAUGCUGGAGAUCACUCGUUAUUGGUGGAUUUUGACAGCCAUUUGGAUGACAUCACUAGGGACUGGACAAAUCAGAAACUCAAUGCCAAAAUAGCAGAGCUUGCCUCACCAGCCAAUGGUAAUGUCUGAAAUAAACUUGCGGAUUAAUUUGUUGCAUCGUUACAUUUCAAAAGUUAGAAUUAUAUGUCUUAAACCUACUGAUACUGCAAAUAUUUUAAGAAUCUUCUUUUUAUUAACAUCUAACAGCCAAAUAAGCACAUCAUCAUGAUCAUUUAGAAAUAUGAAAUACAUUUAAUGCGGUCAGACAGAACACAUUGAAUAAAAGACAGGCAUAAAUAACAGAAAUAAUUAGUUUGACAGAUCUGUGCAGUCUUCCGGUCUGUCCGGAGUGUGCCUUGUCAAGCCCAGCAGCAAUGUUGUUAACCCACUUAAAACCACUGACAGAGAUAUGCUCAUAGUUCACUGGCAUCACAACAUUAUGUGCAUCCUGUCCCACUGCUUUCAGUGGGUAACCUUUUAUCAAUUUAUUAAACUACAUCUACAAACUAUAAAAA
Molecule: messenger RNA, 1249 nt
Organism: Coregonus clupeaformis (lake whitefish)
Lineage: Eukaryota; Metazoa; Chordata; Actinopteri; Salmoniformes; Salmonidae
Product: ER membrane protein complex subunit 9
Exons: 6
Coding region: 207-824 (205 amino acids)
Cellular component (GO): EMC complex
Source: RefSeq, a predicted model, not a curated record